UGAGAAAGUGAGUUCCCAGCAGAGCCCUCUCUGGAGGAGGAGCCUAGGAAACUCCAAAAAGAAAUGGAUGCUGCUGCUGCUGCCGGGAAGGGGAGGGAGAAAAGAUGUGGCUGAUCCCUGCCUCAGGGAAUGAAGCUGAAGCACAACUGCAGGAGGAUGGCAUUGUGAAUAUUGCCACUGGAAGAAAAGGAGGUGCUUUCCCCAAGCAAUUAUAUACUGAUGAUCCGAAGACGCCGCCCAACUCCAGCUACCUUGGUCUUGAGCAGUGACCAGUCAUCUCCAGAAAUUGAUGAAGACCGACUCCCCAACCCUCUGUUGAAGCCAGGACUGGCAAUGUCACCAAGGCAGAGGAAGAAGGUUUCUCGCACCACCCCUACCAUGAAAGAGCUCCAGAUGAUGGUUGAACACCACCUCUGCAAACAGCAAGCAGAUGAAGAUGAUGCCAGCACUGAGAGCCAGGAACCCCACAGUCCAAGCUGUUGUCCCCAUGUCAGCUCAGAGCCUGGGCACAGUCCUGGAAGUUGCCCUUUGGCCCAAGCCCAUGCCCUGCUCGAGUCCCAGAAGGACGAGCGCUCCAGCCUUGAGGAACAAGGAAGAAUCCCUGGAGCAUGCGGAGCAGAGAGACCUCAUAACGCAAGACCAGGGUUGUCGUCAGAGAAGCAAGGAGUCCAUAUACCACCGAAGGGAAAGGAGCGGCUGGCCAAGGAGUGAUGAUCAACUUCUGGUAUGGAGGCUACAUCUGAAGGCAGGGCUCGUGCCUAUCUGAUGGAAUAUCUCACAGCUGUUUUCUUUUCUUUUUUCCUCUCCCUUUUUUAAAAUGAUUGUGGUUUUCCUUUCUUUUUUAAGAUUUCAAUUGCUGUUCAGAUGUUUGUAAUGCUUUUUCGUUAGUAAGAAAAAUAAUGAUGUAAUGGGGAGGAAAUUAUCCAUUCAAUUUGUGGGUUAAUAGUCAGUUACAGGUGUAAAAAAAAGAUUAUGAUUCAAGCCUAGAGCAAUAGAAAGUUGAUGUUUUUAAUCAGAACUGGCAGAGCCUCUGUAUUAUAGCUCUUUUAACAGUGGCCCAGUUCUCCUGAACAGGAGAUGAGUUGGUGUCUGAAAUUGUGACACUUUAAACUUGCAGGUGGAGUCCACAUGACUAAAUAUAAAAGAACUAUUUGCUUAUACACGUUGAAUAUCACUUAUCCAGAAUUCCAAAAUCCGAAAUACUUCAGAACCCAAAAUUGUUCACAUGAGGGCCACUUUUGCGUUCUGAUGGUUUAGUGUACACAAACUUUAUUUCAUGCACAAAAUUAUUUUCUAAACUGUGUAUAAAAGAUACCUUGAGGCUAAAUGUACAUCAAACAGUAAUGAAUUUUGUACUUAGACUUGGGUCUCGUAUAUCUGAAAAAAUCAGAAAUAUGGAACACUCAUGAUUUUGGAUAAGAGAUACUCAACAUCUACACAAUUAGAGAAUAAUUGUAGUUUAACUUUCUCCACCAUGCCACUUUUUAUAGAUAUGGUGGUGAUAUAGUACACGGUGUAGUACAUACUGGGAAAUCCACAGCUUUUCCUAGUGUGCAUCAGAAGGAAAGGAGGCAGAGGACUGCUGGUAUAGUUCAUGGUAGCAUCCACACGACUGGGACCUCUCAGUUACAGAUGCGUGUUUAGUUGUGGAAGCCUCUUCACUAUUUUCCAAAGGCAGGGCCCUGGCAGUUGCUAUGGCCACUCACUUUUUCCAUUUCCAAAUUACAGGCCCCAUUUUUAAGUCAUCCACACUCUAGUAAUGUUCCUGCCUGAGAGUUGUGGGGUGUCUCACCAAUGACAGGGCAUUUUUGUCCUUUCUGGCACCCCUCUCAAACUCAAUUGCCUCCACAUCAGGAGUAGUGCCAUCCAGCAGUGCCUUCUGGGGGCGACAGGUUUUCCUCCCUUUAAACCACCUACAAGCCUCAAUAGUGUGUGCGUAACAACCAGAUGGGAUCACACACAAGAAAUAAGUACACUUGUUUCGUAGGGACACAAGGGUAGCUCUUUGUUACAUAGUAAUGAGUCCUUGAAAUACCAGCCUAUUCUUUAUCUUCAUACAUGACAUACAAACAGUAUUUAACAUUUUCUUUUAACCACUAGAAAACAUUGGUAGGUGUCUGCAUCCUGAUAAGAAAACCAGCUGAAGAUACUCUAGAUAAGGAAUGAAAGAAAAACACUCUCACGGUGUCUCUGAUAGCAGUACUUUCAGCUGGAGCUCUCAACUGAAAUGAGUCCUUUCUCUAAGACAGGAGGUGAGGGAGAAGAUGCCUUCCUGGGUGUCAUUGAACUCCAACUCCCAUCAGCUCUGUGAUUUGGAGUCCAACAGCAUUAAUGGAGCUGUAGGUUUUCCAGCAUCUCCUGCUCGACACCAUUACUAGUAAUCAUAUAUCAUAUCUCAGAUAAAAAGUUAGCAGCACCAGGCUACAACCUGUGUGAGAACACAACUGUCCACCUACUCGAGGUUAACAUAAAGUUUCGAUGUUGUGCAUCCUUGAAUUGUUGACACUGUUGUACAUAUCUGGAUUGCAAUUCUGGACUCCCUGCCCUCCCCACCAACCUGCCGCACAUGUGAAUCCCGCUUCUUUUAUUAAACGGGUCAUCUUCG
Molecule: messenger RNA, 2605 nt
Organism: Anolis carolinensis (green anole)
Lineage: Eukaryota; Metazoa; Chordata; Lepidosauria; Squamata; Anolidae
Gene: ppp1r1a
Product: protein phosphatase 1 regulatory inhibitor subunit 1A
Exons: 8
Coding region: 220-711 (163 amino acids)
Biological process (GO): intracellular signal transduction
Cellular component (GO): cytoplasm
Molecular function (GO): protein phosphatase inhibitor activity
Source: RefSeq, a predicted model, not a curated record